Molecule: messenger RNA, 3583 nt
Organism: Oncorhynchus kisutch (coho salmon)
Lineage: Eukaryota; Metazoa; Chordata; Actinopteri; Salmoniformes; Salmonidae
Product: olfactory receptor 146-like
Exons: 7
Coding region: 134-1123 (329 amino acids)
Biological process (GO): G protein-coupled receptor signaling pathway; detection of chemical stimulus involved in sensory perception of smell
Cellular component (GO): membrane
Molecular function (GO): odorant binding; olfactory receptor activity; G protein-coupled receptor activity
Source: RefSeq, a predicted model, not a curated record
AGCAGGUAAUGAUGAUACAGUAUAUAAGCCUGUUGUCUCUGCCCAGGUACUCACACUAGACCUGGGCUGUCAGGUCCACCAUAUCACCUGAGGAGAUUAUCACCAGCCAGAGGGAGACGUCAACACCUCCAGGAUGAGUUCCCUGACCUCUGACCCUAACCAGACAGACGUCAACGACAUCAUCCGACCCCCUUACUUCUUCAUCAGUGGUUUCAUAGCCGUCCCCGACAUGAAAUACUACUACAUCUUCCUCUGUUUUGUUUACAUCAUCUCUCUGGUGGGCAACACCUUCGUCAUGACUGGCAUCUACGUGGACCGCAGUCUCCACAGCCCCAAGUACAUCGCUGUGUUCAACCUGGCCUUCACAGACGUGUGUGAAAGCACGGCCCUGGUUCCCAAGCUGCUGGACAUGUUUCUGUUCAGCAGACAGCUCAUCUCCUACGACCAGUGUCUCACGAGCCUCUUCUUCGUCUUCCUCUUCAUCACCAUGCAGUCCUUCAACCUCACCAUCCUGUCCUAUGACAGACUGGUGGCCAUCUGCUACCCGCUCAGGUACCACAUGAUGAUCACUCACAGGUCCAUGCUCCAGCUGACGGGGGCCGCCUGGGCGUUUGCUGUGUUGAUGGUGUUGAUCUCUGUGUGUCUCAUCACCCGGCUCUCUUUCUGUAGGUCUCUGGUGAUCAACAGCUACUUCUGUGACCACGGUCCCCUGUUCCGUCUGGCGGCCCCCUGUUCUAACGUGGUCCCUAACAUAGCGAUGAGCGAAAUCAACCCCUGUAUAGUUCUCUAUCUCCCAAUGAUCUUCAUCAUAUCAUCAUACAUCUGUAUAACACACGCCCUGUUCACCGUCACACUGCCGCAGGACAGACUCAGAGCCAUUAAGACAUGUACCUCACACCUAAUACUGGUGGCCAUAUUCUACCUGCCCAUUAUUUUCACGUACUCUCUCUACACCAUCAUACCAACCAACGCCCGGAUCAUCAACCUCUCCCUGACCUCGAUACUGCCACCAAUGCUCAAUCCCAUCGUAUACGUUCUGAAGACGGAGGAGUUUAAGGUAUCAGCCAAGAAGAUGCUCAGAAGAGGGGCCCAAAGAGCUGUGACGCAGGGCAAACCAACAUGAAGUACUUGAAUUUUUUCUCUUAAAAAGAAUAUAUUUACAGUGCCUUCUGAAAGUAUUCACACCUAACAGCCAUUUUCAAGUCUUGGCAUAGAUUUUUCAAGGCGAUUUAAGUCAAAACUGUAACUUAGCCACUCAGGAACAUUCACUGUCACCAUGGUAAGCAAUGGCAGUGUAUAUUUGAUCUUAUGUUUUGGGUUAUUGUCUUGCUGAACUGUGAAUUUGUCUUCCAGUGUCUUUUGGAAAGCAGACUGAACCAGCUUUUCCUCUCGGAUUUAGCCGGUGCUUAGUUUCUUUUUAUCCUAAUAAACUCUAGUCCUUGCAGAUGACAAGCAUACCUAUGUUGCAGCCACCACCAUGCUUGGAAAUAUGUGGUACUUAGUGAUCUGUUGAGUUGGAUUUACAUCAACCAUAACACUUUGUAUUCAGGACAUAAAGUUAAACUUCUUAGCCAUUUAUUUUUACAGUUUUACUUUAGUGCCUUAUUGGAAACAGGACUCCUGUCUUGGAAUAUCUUUAUUCUGCACAGGUUUCCUUCUUUUCAGGCUGUAAGGUAAGGUAAGGUGUUGAUCCAUCCUCAGUUUUCUCACAGCCAUUAAAAUCUGCAACUGUUUUAUGGUGAAAUAGCAGCUUCCUUCUUCUCCUGCAACUGAGUUAGGAGGAACGCAUGUAUCAUGACACAAGGCGAGACCCAGAUGCAGACACAGGAGGCAGAUGGUUGGAGUCUUACAAUGUUUAUUCAUCCAAAAGGAGGCAAGAGGUCGUGGACAGGCCAAAGGUCAAAACCAGAUCAGAGUCCAGGAGGUACAGAGUAGCAGACAGGCUCGUGGUCAGGACAGGCAGAAUGGUCAGGCAGACUCGGGGUCAGGACAGGCUCGUGGUCAAGGCAGGCAGAAUGGUCAGGCAGACACCGGGUCAGGACAGGCAGACUGGUCAGGCAGGCAGAAUGGUCAGGCAGGUGGGUACAGAGUCCAGAAACAGGCAACGGUCAAAACCUGGAGGACUAGAAAAAGGAGAAUAGCAAAAAGCAGGAGAACGGGGGAAAAACACUGGUUGAAAAACAUACAAGACUAUAAAUACACUGGUACAGAGAGACAGGAAACACAGGGAUAAAUACACUGGUACAGAGAGACAGGAAACACAGGGAUAAAUACACUGGCACAGAGAGACAGGGAUAAAUACACUGGCACAGAGAGACAGGAAACACAGGGAUAAAUACACUGGCACAGAGAGACAGGAAACACAGGGAUAAAUACACUGGCACAGAGAGACAGGAAACACAGGGAUAAAUACACUGGUACAGAGAGACAGGAGACACAGGGAUAAAUACACUGGCACAGAGAGACAGGAGACACAGGGAUAAAUACACUGGCACAGAGAGACAGGAAACACAGAGAUAAAUACACUGGCACAGAGAGACAGGAAACACAGGGAUAAAUACACUGGUACAGAGAGACAGGAGACACAGGGAUAAAUACACUGGCACAGAGAGACAGGAAACACAGGGAUAAAUACACUGGGGAAAAUCAGUGACACCUGGAAGGGGUGGAGACAAUCACAAGGAGCAGGUGAAACAGAUCAGGGCAUGACAGCAUGUAAGUAAGCCUGUAUCUUUGUAGUGACUGGGGGUGUUGAUACAUCAUCCAAAGUGUAAUGAAUAACUUCAUCAGCUCAAAGGGAUAUUCAAUGUCUUAUCUUUUGUUAUUGUUGAUUUUUACCGAUCAACAAAUCUUCUUUGCGAGGCAUUGGAAGACCUCCCUGGUCUUCGUGAUUGAAUCUGUGAUUGAAAAAUCGACUGAGGGACCUUUCAGAUGUAUGUGUAAGAUACAAAGGUUAAGUAGGCAUUCAAAAAUCAUUUUAAACAUUAUUAUUGCCGAGGGAGUCCAUGCAACUUAUUAUGUGAGUUGUUAAGCACAUUUUUACUCCAGAACGUAUUUGGACUUGCCAUUAUAAAGGAGUUGAAUACUUAUUAACUCAAGACAUUUCAGCUUUUAAUUUUGAAUUCAUUUGUAACCAUUUCUAAAACAUAAUUCCACGUUGACAUUAUGGGGUAUUGUGUGGAGGCCAGUGACCCAAACCUCUGAAUGGAAUCCAUUUUAAAUUCAGGCUGUAACACAACAACAUGUGUGGUAAUUCAAGAGGUGUGAAUACAUUCUGAAGGCUCAGUAUAUUAUGUCUAUAAGCCUUUAUAGCCAUUCAAUAAAUAACAUAUAUCAGUGUGAUAUCACGGUUUAAUAUAUUUAAUGUAUAUUUAGAUAUAGUUAUAUUUAGAAGUACUUGAAGUCUCAAAUGCAUUUAUAUCUCUCUUUUGCUAUCUCGGUUGCAACUUAUAUAUAUUUCAUUUUUUGAUUGGAAGGACGCUAUGUGUAACUACAGUGUAUCUGGCAUAGUGAAUUAUUGUAUUGUUGCUUCACUCAAUGAAGUGAAGUGGUAUGAAAAAAAAAGUAAAAUAUUUACACUAUA